AUGACGACACUUCUCGCCAGGUCCGCUCGAAUUACCCUUCCCACGCGACACCUACUAGCGGCACGCUUGCCUGCUACUGCAGUUCGAAGAUGUUUUUCAGAUCAGACAGCACCGGAUGAUAGUGCUAGCAAAGUCGAAAACUCGGCGGAAAACCUCAAACUCCCCCCGAAACAAAAGGAAAGGAAGACCUAUCCGUUACCCAAGAUUGAGCUCCCGUUUAUGAAAGAGGAUCUGGUUUUCAAUGGCCAGACUAAUCUUACGGCGCCAGAGCCGCUCACGGAUCUCGAUACCCUUCCUCGACGGCACAUUGGACCUGACCCGAAUGAAAUAAAGCAGAUGCUUGAUACCAUCGGCGUGAAGUCGAUGGAAGAAUUCAUUCAUAGCGUUGUUCCAGAGCAGAUCAGGUCAGGUCAAGACUUGAAGGUGUCUCAAAAAUAUGGUCUUUCGGAGACACUGUGGCAGACAAGAUUUAAAGAAAUCAUAGCUAGUAUCACAACGACAUACUCUUUCGUCGGUCAGGGAUACUAUGGAACAAAGGUGCCCGAAGUUAUCAAACGGAAUAUUUUAGAGUGCCCAGAGUGGUACACGAGCUAUACGCCGUAUCAAGCUGAGAUCAGUCAGGGACGACUUGAAUCUCUCAUCAAUUUUCAGACCAUGGUUACAUCCCUUACGGGCCUUCAAAUUGCAAAUGCAUCGGUACUCGACGAAUUGACCGCUGCCGCCGAGGCAAUGACAUUUGCCUAUGCGUGCCUCUCAGCAUCGAGACAGAAAUCAACCAACAAGGUGUUCCUAGUCUCGAAUAAGAUGUUCCCCCAAACAAUCGAUGGGUUAUACCCACGCGCCGAAGGGUUCAACAUCAAAAUAGUUGUAGCGGACCUCGAAACAGCUAAUCUGGACGAACUGAUUGGCGAUGGCGACAUGAUCGGUGCGAUGGUCCAAUACCCCGAUAUUGAUUCAAAUACUGGGAAGUGGCUUCCUAGCUUCACAGAGGAUAUUCAUGCAAGGGGUGGGAUAGUUUGCUGUGGCACUGAUCUAUUGGCCCUCACGAUGCUGAAGCCUCCUGGCGAAUGGGGUGCCGAUGUUGCUUUCGGUAGUGCUCAGCGAUUUGGAGUCCCAAUGGGUCUCGGUGGUCCCCAUGCAGGCUUUUUCGCAACAUCAGACAAGCACAAACGCAAGCUUCCAGGUCGUUUAAUCGGAGCCUCCAAAGAUAGGCUUGGUGACAAAGCUUAUCGUCUGGCCCUUCAGACCCGUGAACAGCACAUUCGACGUGAAAAGGCUACUAGUAACAUAUGUACCGCCCAGGCACUUCUCGCCAACAUGAGCGCUAUGUAUGCUGUUUACCACGGACCCGGCGGGCUCAAGAAGAUUGCGCAGAAGGUUGUUGCUACGAGGCAAAUCUUCGCUCAGGCGUUGUUAGAUAUUGGCUGGCCGCAAGAACUAGUUAAGGAAAGCGAUUUUGAUACCGUACAUGUUGGGUUUUCCGACCCGAAGACCUGGAAAAAGAUGCAAACUCCGUCAUAUAUGUAUGCCGGGGAAUUGAGGAGCCACAAAGAUGGUGAUCAGCAUUGGAUAAGCGUAUCAUUCGACGAAACUACGGAUUGGCAAAGACUUUCCAAGUUAAUCCAACUGUUUAACCACAUUGGGCCUACCAAACGCGAUAUCGCAGCUACGAAGAUUGGAGACGAGGCAGAGGCCAGCGACGAAGCGACCAAAGGCGCAGAGGAAAAAAAGAAGAACGUCUAUUUGCUAGACCAGCACUCUCGCAGUAUCGCCAGAACUGCUACAGAAAAAGUACUGGGAACUGGAAAUAUGGGACAGGUCCGAGCAGACUUUGCCAGAGAGUCAAAAUUCUUGGAACAACCAGUCUUCAACAAAUAUCACUCUGAAACCGAAAUGCUACGCUAUAUACACCACCUACAGUCGAAGGAUUUAUCGCUAGCAAACACCAUGAUACCCCUCGGUUCCUGCACCAUGAAGCUAAACGCUACAUCGGAAAUGAUAGGUCUAAGCUUCCAGAAACUGGGUAAUCUCCAUCCGCUUACCCCUGCACGUAAGCUUGGGUAUUUCCCAGACAUGGUCAAGAGCCUUGAGAAGGACCUCUGUGUGAUUACUGGAUUUGACGCAUGCAGUAUCCAACCCAACUCCGGGGCACAGGGAGAGUUUACCGGGCUUAGAAUGAUUCGAAAUUACUUGAAAUCUAUCGGACAGGGCCAGCGUGACACGCUCCUUAUUCCCGUUAGUGCCCAUGGCACGAAUCCUGCUAGUGCAACGAUGGUUGGCUUCAAGGUCCAGCCAGUCAAAUGUGAUACGAAAACAGGUAACUUGGACCUUCAGGAUUUGAAGGCGAAGGCCGAAAAGCUUGGUGAUAAGCUCGCUGGUGCGAUGAUUACGUACCCCUCAACUUUCGGUGUCUUCGAGCCCGGCGUCAAAGAUGCGAUCCAAAUAGUUCACGAUAACGGAGGGCAAGUUUACAUGGACGGUGCAAAUAUGAACGCUCAGAUUGGAAUCACAUCGCCCGGCUACCUGGGAGCUGACGUCUGCCACCUCAACCUCCAUAAGACAUUCUGCAUCCCGCAUGGUGGUGGUGGACCUGGUGUUGGACCCGUUUGUGUGGCCAAACAUCUGGAACCAUUCCUCCCAUCACACACGGAUAGCUCUAAUGAAACAUUAAGACCGAGUGCAACUAGUUCCAUCGGGCCAGUGUCUUCUGCACAAUACGGAAGUGCCAGCAUCCUCCCUAUCAGUUACUCUUAUAUCAAAAUGAUGGGAGCAGUUGGAUUGAAACAUGCCACUGAGAUCUGCCUGCUGAAUGCUAACUACAUGGCUAAGAGACUGAGCGACCACUAUGACAUUCUUUAUACAAACGAGAACGGCAGGUGCGCACACGAAUUUAUCCUAGACCCCCGACCAUUGAAGGAGACUUCUGGCGUGGAGGCUGUUGAUAUUGCGAAGCGUUUGAUGGACUACGGAUUCCACGCACCAACAAUGAGUUGGCCAGUACCCGGAACUCUCAUGAUCGAGCCAACGGAAAGUGAGAGCAAGGAAGAGAUGGACAGGUAUUGCGACGCUUUGAUUGAAAUCAGAAAUGAAAUCAGAGAAAUCGAAGAGGGGAAGAUGCGUAAGGACGUUAAUGUGCUGAAGAUGGCACCACAUCCUAUGCAGGAUUUGCUGCAGGGAGAGGAGGUCUGGAAGGAUAGGGGAUAUACACGAGAGAAGGCCGGGUAUCCCCUUGAAUACCUGCGUGAAAGGAAGUUCUGGCCAUCUGUGGCAAGAGUGGAUGAUGCUUUCGGCGACACGAAUCUUUUCUGCACUUGCGAUCCGAUGCCCCAGGAGGGAGAUGCUCCAGCUGAGCAUUAA
Messenger RNA from Orbilia oligospora ATCC 24927, 3357 nucleotides. RefSeq lists its product as uncharacterized. Gene Ontology annotation, molecular function: glycine binding; glycine dehydrogenase (decarboxylating) activity; pyridoxal phosphate binding. The record is from RefSeq and is a predicted model, not a curated record. Lineage: Eukaryota; Fungi; Ascomycota; Orbiliomycetes; Orbiliales; Orbiliaceae. The transcript is spliced from 4 exons. Gene Ontology annotation, biological process: glycine decarboxylation via glycine cleavage system. The coding region runs from base 1 to 3357 and encodes 1118 amino acids. Gene Ontology annotation, cellular component: glycine cleavage complex; mitochondrion.